AGGGGAUGGCAGCAAGAAAGCUCCCAAGGAGAAGGUUCGUAAAGUAUGUUAACCUAAAGUUAGUGCUGCUGCAGCUGGGACCCAACCAUUGUUUUAAAAGAACAGUGAUUCAGCAGAAUGACACGGAGUUAGACGAGCAUAUAAGCUCCGCCCAGAGCUGCGUCACACUUGGCUGGAUACAAACUGAGACCCAAACGGUGCUUCCUCCGUCAGUGUUCGUCCCAUCACAAGACCGCACAGUCUUCACACUUCCUGUCAGUAAAAUACAUGAGAAAAUCCAUAAUUCUCAUCCAUCAGACACCUGCCUGAAACUUGUACAACCACAGAGGCUUUUGAAAUCACAGCAAAGAGUUGCUCAGUUCCUCAUCAUGACGCACCAGUUCCCGACCCUCUCUGAGGCCCAGAAGAAAGAACUCCAUGAGACCGCUCUACGCAUCGUUUCUCCAGGGAAGGGCAUCCUGGCUGCAGAUGAGUCAGUCGGCAGCAUGGCCAAGCGUCUAGCCCAGGUGGGAGUGGAGAACACUGAAGAGAACCGCAGACAGUUCCGUCAGAUUCUGUUCAGCGCGGACGACCGUAUCAACAGCUGCAUUGGAGGAGUAAUCUUCUUCCACGAGACACUCUACCAGCACUCGGACAGCGGAGUGAACUUUGUCAAAAUGAUCCGAGACAGGGGCAUCCUUGUUGGCAUCAAGGUUGACAAGGGUGUUGUUCCUCUGGCAGGAACUAGUGGCGAAACCACCACACAGGGUCUGGACGGCUUAUCAGAACGUUGUGCUCAGUAUAAAAAGGACGGUGCUGCCUUUGCAAAGUGGCGCUGUGUGAUGAAGAUCAGUGAUGUCAAUCCGUCCAAACUGGCCAUCACGGAAAAUGCAAAUGUUCUGGCUCGUUACUCCAGCAUCUGCCAACAGCAUGGUAUUGUGCCCGUCAUUGAGCCGGAGCUCUUACCUGAUGGAGAUCAUGACCUGAAGCGCUGCCAGUACGUCACUGAGAAGGUCCUGACUGCUGUCUAUAAGGCCAUGUCAGACCACCAUGUGUACCUAGAAGGCACCCUCCUCAAGCCCAACAUGGUCACUUCCGGCCACAGCUGCCCCAAAAAGUACAGCCCGGAGGAUGUUGCUAUGGCAACCCUCACCGCCCUACGUCGCACUGUGCCUCCCGCGGUGGCAGGUGUGGCUUUCCUCUCAGGUGGUCAGAGCGAAGAGGAGGCUUCUGUCCACCUCAACGCCAUCAACAACUGUCCUCAGGCCAAACCAUGGAUCCUAACCUUCUCCUUCGGCCGUGCCCUGCAGGCCUCGGCACUACGCGCCUGGAGGGGACAUAAGGAGAACCAGAAAGCUGCCACCGAGCAGUUCAUCAAGAGGGCAGAAGUCAACAGUCUGGCAUGUCGAGGGAAGUACACAGGUGCCGAAAACUACCCGGAUUCUGCUCACGGCAUCUACAGCUCCUGUUAUUCAUACUGAGCUCUAUCAGAAAGCACGGGUUAACUGCCUCAUCACCAUGACAAGGGAACUUGAUGGUGAUGUGAUUUCAUAUUAUUACACACAAUGUAGCCAUCUUACUUGAAAAUAUUACUAUCCUGUCAUGGAAAUGAAGGAAAAUCAGAACAAAGUUAAGAAUUUUCAUUGAAUGUACUGUAAUUGUGUGAAGGUUUGCUGUUGUGUUGUCCUGCUGUUUUCUGAUGCUGUUAGUUUCAAAGACACACAUUGCUCCACAAAACAUGCUGUAAGUGAGUAAUAAUGUCAUGCAAAAUCAGUGGUGGCGCUGCAUUUGGUACCUGGGCCUCCAGUGGGGACUUAAUCCACAUCUUAAUACCAUCAUGUCACAAUUAUACAAACUAUCAUUAUUAUACAAAAACUCAAUAUGACACGGCAUGGUAUUACAGAGAGAGGGGUUUCAACAAGCAGCCAUCCUUCUCAACCUGUGUCCACGCACACACACACACACACACACACACACACACACACACACACACACACACACACACAGA
This is a messenger RNA of Dunckerocampus dactyliophorus (ringed pipefish), 1987 nucleotides long. It is a transcript of the gene aldoca, whose product is annotated as aldolase C, fructose-bisphosphate, a. Gene Ontology annotation, biological process: glycolytic process; fructose 1,6-bisphosphate metabolic process. NCBI's taxonomy places the organism in Eukaryota, Metazoa, Chordata, Actinopteri, Syngnathiformes, Syngnathidae. The record is from RefSeq and is a predicted model, not a curated record. Bases 6 to 1460 code for a protein of 484 amino acids. Gene Ontology annotation, molecular function: fructose-bisphosphate aldolase activity. Gene Ontology annotation, cellular component: cytosol. The transcript is spliced from 11 exons.